AUGUGCACCAUCCGCCAGGGUUCCAUGAGCCUCCUGCCCCCCUCCUCCUCCUCCUCCUCCUCCUCUUCCACCACCACCGCUGGUAUCACCAGUCCCCGGAGCUCCGCCGCAGGCUCGGACCCAGCCUCCACGCCAGGCUCGGCAGCAGCCGGGUCUGCUACAGCCGCUGUGGUGAAGAGCAGCGAGCCGAUGGUGGGGGGUGUUGCGGCUGUAGCGUGGGGGGAGGAGGGGUACCAGCUUGUAGCAGCGGAAGCAGGGAUGGUGGGGGAGGUGGCGGCGGGUGUGAGGGGAAGGCAGGCGGGGCGGCUGGUGCAGUUUGCGUUUGCGAGGCAGUGCUCGAGUAAGGCGGUGGCGGGGAGCUCGCAUGUGUGGCAGGCGAUGGCUGGUGCGGAUCGAGUGCUGUUGGUGCAGAGUAAUGAGGAGGAGGAGCUGAGGGUGCAGCACCUGGUCAUCCCGCAAACGUACAUGGGUGUGAACUGGCCGGUGAGGCACGUGGCAGCGAGUGAUGACGGGUCGUACCUGGCAGUGGCGGGGCGGCGGGGAGUCAUCCUGCACAACCUGCGCUCCAACAAGUGGCGCGUCUUUGGGGACGUGAUGCAGGAGCGCGCCGUCAAGUGCGAGGGGCUGCUGUGGGUGGGCAAGAUCAUCAUUGUGUGCAACCACCGGGUGGCGUCUCACUCAUACGAGCUCUGUCUCUACCCGCGUUUCCACCUGGACGAGUCCUCUCUGCUGUGCCGCCAACCGCUCCCCGCGCGGCCUAUAGCGCUGGACGCGUGGGGCGACUACAUUCUGGUGGCCACGCCCCCCUUUGACAUCAAAGUCUUUCACAUGCACGUGGAGGGAGACGUGUCACCGCUGCAUCUACCCACCGUGCAGGUCAGUUUCGCUGCAGUGCGCGCAAGGUAUGAGAGUGGGGGUCUCUCUCUGGCCCUGGACGCAUGGGGAGACUACAUUCUGGUGGCCACGCCCCCCUUUGACAUCAAAGUCUUUCACAUGCACGUGGUGGGGGACGUGUCGCCGCUUCAUUUACCCACCGUGCAGCUGCGCACAGUGCGGGAGCUCUCCAUCAUGUCAGCGCGCAAGCCUCUCGCCGCCAUGCGCUUUCGCGCAAGCCCCUUGUCUCCAUGCGCUUUGUAUUUCUCUCUCGAACCUUCCACUUGUUUCUUGCUUGCUGCCUCUUCGCCCCCUCCCCGCUCCCUCAUGCCUCCUCCCCCCCCACCAGCUGCGCACAGUGCGGGAGCUCUCCAUCAUGUCAGCGCGCAAGCCCCUUGUCUCCAUGCGCUUUCUAUUUCUCUCUCAAACCUUCCACUUGUUUCUUGCUUGCUGCCUCUUCGCCCCCUCCCCGCUCCCUCAUGCCUCCUCCCCCCCCACCAGCUGCGCACAGUGCGGGAGCUCUCCAUCAUGUCAGCGCGCAAGCCUCUCGUCGCCAUGCGCUUUGUGCCGCGCACAGGGGACGCAGACGCUCAGGCGGAGGGGGAAAGGCAGGCGGGGAGCGAGGGGAAUCGUGAGCGGGAAGGGGAGGGCCAAGGCGCCCUCACGAGCAGCAGCAGCGAGCAAAGACUGUGCAAGGAGGGGGCGCAGCAGGGGGCAGCGAGGAGAGGAGCAGGCACACAGGCAACCGGGAAAUCCGGGAAAUCUGGAAAAGGCAGCAUACGAGACCCACUGGCAGAGGCGAUGAGGCGGCAGCCCACCAAGUGCAUGCUGCUGCGCACCGAUGGGGACCUGUCUCUGCUGGACCUGGAUAGUGGCAGUGAGAGGGCGCUGGUGGCGGGGGUUGAGAACUUCUGGCUUACCCAGGGGGGGGACGAGGCUGCUGCUGCACUCAUUGAGGAGGUGCCCUGGUGGGCGUAUGGCCACAGGGGAAUGCAGGUGUGGUACCCCUCCUUGUACCACGACGCAUCAGGCCAGCCAGCAGAGGUGCAGCAGCUGGACCCAGAGCUCGACUUUGACCGCGAGGUGUACCCGCUGGGGGUGUCGCCGGCAGCGGGGGUGAUCGUGGGUGUGAGCCAGCGCCUGUCGCUCUCCUCCUGUGCCGAGAUGCCCUGCUUUGAGCCCACGCCCCAGGCACAACCAAUUCUCCCUUGCCUGCUGCGGCACCUGCUGCAGCGCAACAAGAUGGAGGAGGCGGUGCAGCUAGCGCACCUCUCUGCCACGCGGCCACACUUCUCCCACUCCCUCGAGUGGCUUCUCUUCACCAUCUUUGAUGCCGAGACGUCCAGUGCGAGCGCACGGAGGCGGCGCAAGGAGGUGAAGAAGGGCCCGAGCUUGCUGGACCGGGCGUGUGAGCUGAUCCGGCACUUUGGGGAGUACCGAGAUGUGGUGGUCAGCGUGGCGCGCAAGACCGACAGCCGCCACUGGCCCGACCUCUUUGCUUCUGCAGGCAACUCCAACACGCUCUUUGAAGAGUGUUUUGAAAACAAGCAAUACCGCACCGCCACGUGCUACAUUCUGGUGGUGGAGAAGCUAGAAGGCCCAACCAUCGGUCAGCAAAGCGCCCUGCGGCUCUUGCAGGUGGCAUUGCAAGAAUCGAUGUACGACUUGGCAGGCGAGCUGGUGCGCUUCCUGCUGCGGUCAGGGCGCGAGUACAGCCAGGCGGUGGAGGAGGACGAGAGGGCGAGCGAGAGUCUACUCAAGAGCUUCUUCUCCUUCGGAUUCACCUCCACAGCCCCCAAGGCGAGGGGGGACGUGUUGCACACGACAGUGAAGCACAUACUGGGGGAGAAAGCUACGGCCCUCAUGAGCAGCAAGGAGCUCCGGCAGCUCGUGGCGUUCGUGAAAGGCACCCAGUUCGACUUCACUGAAUUCCUGCGGUCGGAUCGAGGCAGGUCAAUUCGCCUCGAAGACUUUCCCACUGCCCUGCGCACCAUCCGCUACAAGAUCGCCCUGGAGGGCAAUCUACAGAGCAGGCUGGAUGCGGAGUUCCUUUUGGCUCACGUGCGCACCGUGGGCUUUCAUGAGUGGACCGUCGUGCUCGCCACGCUGCUGCAGCGAUCUGAGGUGCUGGCAGAGCUAUUCCAGAACGACAUGAAGCUGUGGACUGCCUAUGUGAGAGCUCUUAAGGCACAACCGAAUGCAUCACAGUAUGAUGAGCUUCUGGCAGCAGUCGAGAGAGACCUAACAGCCCAUUUGGGUCCUGAUAAUCCUGCCCUCUCCUCAUCUAGCCUUGCAAUCCCUGCCACCACUGCUCCAGCUAGGUCCCCCUCCUGGUGGAAACGGGUUCCCACCAGGGCCGCACGCGGAUGCAAGGGCUGUCGCGACCCCCAGCUGGGAAUUGCAUGCGAGAGGGAGUGCCCCGCCCCCUCCCAGGUCCCUAGCGAGAUCCGGGCGGCGGAGCAAGCUGGCGGGGUGGACGCGACGUCAUUGAAGGGCUCCUGCGGCAAUCUCGCUUGUCUGUUCGCGUUCGACAAGAUCCUUGCCCAGUUGGACGCGGUCGUUGCCAGUGGAUCCGGGCCGCAAUUUUUGAGGCGAACCGCGAAGACUCUGAAUGCACUGCGGCAUGAGGCGUACCAAACCGCCGAAGAGCUCGCGUUCAACUUGAGCGUGGAUUUGACGCGACCCAAGCACGGCGGUGAGGCUGAAGGUGCUGAAACGGGGAAGGUGCAGAAAGUGGCUACGUGUGCACAUGUUGCUGACCAUGGUGUUCUCGCUCUCACAGGUGCCGCUGGUGUUUCGAACCGCGGAGGUGCUCGGGGGGGGACGGUGGUCCACGCUGAUGACGAAGGGGCCGAGGAUACCGCGACUAAGGGUGCAACCCGCGAUGAGGAUGACCGCGCUGUUGCGCGUGAGGGGGAGGAGUCGAGCGAGGAGGAGGCGGAGGCUCACGUGGUAGUGGCCGUGGUAGCGGCCGUGGCAUCUAGCAGGCCCACUACAUCCGGCAAGAGCAUCAAGCACCUCGCGCAGCACUUGGCCCCCGGUGCUGGAAGCGCGGGCCCGAGUGGUGAGGUCGCGGGCAAGAGUCCCGUGACGGGUCCGCGUGAUCACGCGUCCCUAUCCUCGUUGCCAUCGCAUAAGCUUGCUGCCGAGAUCCUGCAGCUCGAAUGCAGGCUUGCAGCGCAGGCCGAAGAGAACGCACGGCUGAAGAAACGCCAGGAGUCGGGGGUUGGUGGGGUCGCGGUCGUGGGCUUUGAGGAGCUUGCGCUCGCGCUUGCUAGUGCGGUUCGGAUGUUGGAGAAGGAGGCGAGGGCGAUCGCGCAGGAAAGAGCGGCCCUGGUCGAUACGCGUAACCAGGAGGCGUUGGUGCUGGGGCGAGUGGACGCAAGGCUGGGACAGCUGCAGGGGGUGGUGACAGACUCCAUGGAAGCCGCUCAAAAGAAGAUGAUGGACGAGGUUGCGCGGAAGAUCGACAACAUGUCGACCGCGGUCUCCGCGACAGCAGAGCAGGCAAUCACCACCAGCGGGGUCACGAACGCGCUGCACACCCUCAUCGCGCUCGUUGGAGGAGCCCCCCCGCCGCGCACGGAUAAUGAAGGAAUGGCCGCGACGGAGAUUGCCGAGACCGGGGAUGCAGAGCAUGGAAAGCGGGCAGCGGGUGCGAAGGCGGAGAAUCAAUGGGGGGCGAAGAGGCAGAGAGGUCCCCAGGCAGUGGCCGCGGUGCGCAAUCCGAGCGUGCAGGACAUGCUGAAGCAGAAGUGGGGCGCUGCAUCGCGAGGUGCAGCACCGCCUGGUCAACCAGGUUCGAGCUCGCGCUCCAUCCCACCUGGAGAAGCUGCACCCAAACCACCGGGCCCUGCCGGGGCAACCGCGACAGUGACAAGUACUGUGGGUCGGGGCAAGGGUAAGGCGGAGGAUGGAGAGGCGCCGGCUACUGCGGGUUCGCUGGCCUCGAGGCGUGAGGUCCAGUCCGCAGCGGCUGCUACGGCAGAGGGCAGGCAGACCACGCUCGCACCCGCUCGUGCUGCAAUCACCGCGGGAAAUCUGCGCAGCGCACUGGCAUCUGCAAGUCCUAUCGCGGCCUCGAUCGAGGUCAAGGCGGAGAAACGCGGACGGGGUGGCAAGAAGUUGCCCCCUCCACCCGUGUACAUGAUCGACGAGGACGAUGCGGAUGAGGAGCUGGAGGGUCUCGUGAGCAGGUGGGUCGAGGCGGGCGACGGAGGAGAGCAGGGUGGGGAGGCCGCGGUCGAUGUUUAUAGCGGCGGGGAGAGUGCGGACGAGCAAGACGGAGACCCCGUGAUCGUGGAAGGUGGCACAACGGGAGGAAGGUGGCAACGCAUGUUCGAUUCCUAUCGCGGGCUAACCAAGCCCAGAAUGCACACCACCAACGUGAUUGCAUGGGCCGCGGUGGUAGGCAAGGAGGCUGCGGCAGAAGAAGCGGAUCUCGACGACGUGGAGCCGACAGACUACGCGGGAGCGAUCGCAUGCGCCAUUGCAAUGGUGUGGGAGGUCACUCGCGGUUCUAACGUCACCGCCGCAGCAGAUAAUGGAAACCUGGCCGCGCGUGCUGCUGGUUGCUAUGGAGAGCGAAGCCGUCUCUUCCCCGUAGUAUUCGCGUACGUCAUCAAUGCGGUGCGGAAGCGCAAUCGCCGCGAGGAAGAUGAGCCACAGGUUGUCGCGGACCCAAAGGCGGUCGCCGCCGCGAUCGUGUCCGGAGUCAUGAACGAGGUCGUUGCAAAGUCUCGCGAUCUCAUGCACAUUGAGUUGGCCGCCCGCGAAACGGUGGACGUUAUCAUCACCUGGUGCGACUGCUCGGUGGCAGGGAAGUAG
Closterium sp. NIES-65 is the source of this 5700-nucleotide messenger RNA. Lineage: Eukaryota; Viridiplantae; Streptophyta; Zygnematophyceae; Desmidiales; Closteriaceae. The record is from the annotation of a GenBank genome assembly.